Molecule: messenger RNA, 1087 nt
Organism: Camelina sativa (false flax)
Lineage: Eukaryota; Viridiplantae; Streptophyta; Magnoliopsida; Brassicales; Brassicaceae
Product: F-box/kelch-repeat protein At3g06570
Molecular function (GO): protein binding
Source: RefSeq, a predicted model, not a curated record
AUGAUGAUGAUGAUGAUGAUGAUGAUGAUGAUGAUGAUGAGGAGGAGGAGGAGGAGGAGGAGGAGGAGAAGAAGCCAAGUGGCUACCUUUUGUCUAGAGUCCCAAUUUCAGAUUCUCCUCCUGGGAAUUUUUGGAAUCUCGUCACGGUCGGUUCUGAGAUCUACAACAUAGGCGGUUCCAGAUACGAAGAUCCCCCAGCCCUCUCUAGCGUCUCGAUUCUGGAUUGCAGGACUCACACGUGGAGCAAAGCUCCGAACUUGGGCGUGGAGCUAAGCUCAGUUUCCGCUAGUGCCCGUGAUGGAAUGAUAUAUGUAGUAGGAAGGUACGAAGAAGAAGAAGAACAUUUUAUUUCCACCGGAGAAGCCUUGUUUAAAGCCUUCUUUAAGGUGUUGGACACAAAAACACAAACUUGGCAUACUCUACCGGCCAACUACAGCGAGGAUAAAGGCGUUUUUUCGGCCGGCAACAGCGAAUUUGUUGACGGGAAGUUGCACGUGGUGCCUUGGACUAGUAGAUGUAUGGCUUACAAUCCCAAGGAAGCUAGAUGGGAACAGGCUGAUCGGGUGAUGGGUGCUUUUAUGAGUCAAAAUGCUUAUUGCGAGAUCGAUAAUGUUUUGUGCUCUGCUUUCUUGGGAUUUCUUAGAUGGUAUGACACUCAGUCAGCCACUUGGAGAAACUUCAUGGGUUUGCCACAAGGAUUUUUCAGUUAUAGUUGUCAUCAGAUUAGGUUGGCUAAUUUCCGUGGAAAGAUUGCUGCUUUCUGGGCUCAGAAUUUUCCUUGUGAUGAUGAUGAUGAUGAUGAUGAUGAUGAUUGCGAUGACAAGAAGAUGAUUUGGUGUGCCGUGAUUGCGCUUGAUAAACGCACUAGUUGUGAAAUUUGGGGGAUCGUUGAGUCGCUUGAUCAUGUGCUUACUGUCCCUAAAGAUUCUAAUCUAGUCAAGGCUCUUGCUGCUACUCUUUGAUGAGUAUGAACAUCAUGUCUCUUCUUUUUCUUCUUCUGGUAAAGUUGUUUGUUUUUGUUGGGGUUGUCUGUGUUCUUUUGGUGUAUGCAACUGUGUGAAGAAGAAUGACUUUGUCUCUUGUUUCA